This is a messenger RNA of Gasterosteus aculeatus aculeatus (three-spined stickleback), 2847 nucleotides long. It is a transcript of the gene adisspa, whose product is annotated as adipose secreted signaling protein a. NCBI's taxonomy places the organism in Eukaryota, Metazoa, Chordata, Actinopteri, Perciformes, Gasterosteidae. The record is from RefSeq and is a predicted model, not a curated record.
CGCGCCUGUCCGUCGGUCCACGCAGCAGUCUUCCAUUUUAGCGGCGACCUCACCGGGACAGAUGUCGCUGUGUGUCCUGCGAGGGGACACGCGUUAUGUCUCCUUGUGAACACACGAAUGCAUUGAUGCACAGAAGCUCUUCCGACGUCCGGCAGAUGGAAAACAGCGGCAUGGCGCCGUCUCUCCCUGUUGUCCUCUCUUGUCAUUGUCCAUCCUCAGACUGUGGGAGUCAGUGAUGACAUCUCUCAGGCAUCGUCUGACACUUCCCAAUCCCUAACUGCAUUACCAUGGCAACAGGAAGAAAAGGCUCCACCUCCAAGGCUGGCGGGGUGCACUUCCCCGACGACGAGGAGCCCCCCGGCUCUCCAACACGGAGACACGACGAGUCCAACCUCUGUACCCUCGUUGCUGUCCUGGAGAAGGACGGCAGCUACCUGGUCAAGGCUGGUUUCCUGAAGUGCCACCACUGCUAUGAGAUUGUCUUCACCGUCCCAGAUGUCCCCACCCUGGGCAAAGAGCUCUCUUGUCUCCCUUCCUCCUCUCCAACUCGGCGGUUCCCCAACCUGCGGGUCCAUCGUAUUAAUUCCACCGUGGAGGGAGGAGUGAAGGUAACGUGUGAGUACAAGACUCACCAGGAGGGAGUGCUGCAGGAGGAGAUCACCCUGGGAACCAGAGGGAGGAAAGGAAGCAGUCUGAAGGUCAGAUUCCAGGCAAAGAUAAUUGACCCACAUCACGGGACUCCCAUGCUGCUAGAGGGGGUGAAGUGUCUGGAUGCUCAGAAACACCCCCACAGGAAGCAGAGCAGUGAACGAGAGAGGAUGUGAUACAAUGGUACAGACACGUUUCUGUGUCUUCUCAAUCUGGGUCAGGACCCAACACCAAAUUAGAAACCGCUUCAGUGAAUAAUGGCUGUGGGAAGCUAAGUUUGGGUACCUUAAUAUUCCGAAAUAUGUGUCAGAUAAUGAUAACCUGUCAAAACCCUGUCACAAAACAUGUGCUUGAUGAUGAGCCUCUUCCCCCCCAAAAAAUGUUAAACACUUUGUACCAAUUACCACAUUUACUUGUCUGAGAUCUACUCUUAUGUUGAUGAUCUGCAGCCAGUUAGCAUUAAAAGUCCAGACUUAAUAGGGAGUCGGCUCAGAUUCCCUGCAUGUAGUCAGAAGGGUUUGUGCAGGAUUACACACUGUUUCCCACGAAUAACCAAAUAUUUUACUGCACUUCAUUAUUGCACCAAUACUAUUCCCACUGUAGACUUUAGUGACGCCACUUGUUCAGGGCACUGGGGCAGCACGGCAUGUUUGCCAUAAGAUCUCUUCAUAACAAGUCCACCUUUUGCUAUCAGGUAACAUCAUUCCAGCACUUCAAAGCAAAAAGAUGUUCAUCGAACCCAACUGUCUGUUGUAUGUAUUUUAUUUGUGGCUAAAAAUGUAACUUUUAUAAUAUGGGACAUUGCAUUACAUGGUUAACAACACAAUAAUUCUAACAUUUUUGAUGUGCUUAAGAAGUAGGACAUAUUAUCCAAAGACUUGACUGAUUGUGAUCUGAACUGAAAGACAAACUGUUUAUUUCUGGGCAGGAAAUGCCUUUACUGGUAUUAUUAAAUUAUAUUUAGGAGUUUUAAAAACAUGCUGUUUUGCUUUAAGCAUCUUUUCUGUAAGACGUCAGCAUUGCCUUUUUCAUGUGUAUCAUGACAGCUCCCAUCAAAUAUUACAAUCACUUGUUGUAGUUGUAAAUAUACUGUUAUAACAUACUGGUAUGAUGUAACAACAUAAAGCAUUGGUGUUUUACCCUUUAUUUGCAUGAUUAUUACUGUAUGUAAGAAGGUUUAACCAAUUUAACUGUCCCGACUAAAUAACAAGGACAUGUUCAACUUCUGAAGUUUUAUAGCUGUUCAUGUUCGCACGAGUAGAGCAAGAUAAUGUUUGUAUUGAUGUUCAAUCACCUUGAUGCAGACAUUCUAGACUGCAUGCUAACCUGUUAGCAUCCAGUAAUGAUUGUUACGAUGUCUCAGUGUAUUGCUGCAGGAAAUACAUAUAUUUGUAGGCUAGCAGGAAGUUAGCAUCAGGCUAGCACCUCAAAAGGCCAAUUGCAUUUGGCACAUUGCAGACAAGGAACCGUAUAAGAAAACAAUGUUUAUCAUACAGGUUUGUCAAGAUCUUUUUCCCCUAAUGGACUCCUCUUCUGUGGCCUAUAAAGUAUGAAUACGUUCAGCCGAUGGAAAACGCUAGUGUAGCUGUUGUGCACUAUGGUAACAUCAAAUCAUGUACGAUGUAUGAUGUGCUUAAAAACUGUUCACUAUAAAGUCAUAACACUGAGCAUUUAAGUCUGUUUGGUAUUUACACCCAUCGGUCUGCAAAUCUAACCGUUGUGUUGACUCAAGCACAGAGAGAACCGAGCUGUCAAUGGUACCAUUUGGGUCAUUUUACAAGUUAUCAGUAAAUAUGGCUUCACCUUUGAUUCUAUCAAAGAUAUUACUAUUAUUUUACAGGGGAGAAUUCUACCAGUACUAAAUAAGCAGUCUACUACAACAUGAUACUUGCUAAAUGUAGGGUCCCUGGUUGCGUCGUUUAUUUGUCUGUCCCUCGUACAACCCACAUGUGCUACAUGUUAGCUGUUAGCCGUUAGAUUACGGUUAGCUUAUGCUAACAGGCUUCAAAGUAACACCGCUCGCUUGUUUCUCAGUGUUAGAAAGACGCUUUGAUGCUUCUAGAGACACGUGUUGGGAGACAUUGCUGUUGGUUUAACCCUUGUGGAUUCUGCACUGUGGUGCUCUGAUUGUGUGCUUCUGCCCAUCACUGAACCGCCUGUCUGUCUCCACCAUGUCAAUAAAGUGUACUCUUACGUGUA